AUGGAGAUGGGAAAGAAACUGUUGGUUAUGGCGUUGGCCAUUUUGGCCUUGUUUGAAGGGUCAAGAGCUUUGGACCUGUGUAACAUGAGCCAGGAUGGUCUAACUGCUUGCAAACCGUCAGUGACACAACCUAACCCAACUGACCCAACCUCGGACUGUUGCAAGGCACUGUCAGGGGCUGAUUUAACAUGCUUAUGUUCUUACAAGAACUCUGCGUUAUUGCCUGCUCUUGGCAUUGAUCCUGGUCUUGCCAUGGGACUUCCUGUCAAGUGCAAUCUCACUCCUCCUUCUGAGUGCUAA
Molecule: messenger RNA, 300 nt
Organism: Ziziphus jujuba (common jujube)
Lineage: Eukaryota; Viridiplantae; Streptophyta; Magnoliopsida; Rosales; Rhamnaceae
Product: putative lipid-transfer protein DIR1
Exons: 1
Coding region: 1-300 (99 amino acids)
Biological process (GO): systemic acquired resistance
Molecular function (GO): fatty acid binding
Source: RefSeq, a predicted model, not a curated record